Molecule: messenger RNA, 738 nt
Organism: Encephalitozoon hellem ATCC 50504
Lineage: Eukaryota; Fungi; Microsporidia; Unikaryonidae
Product: protein tyrosine phosphatase
Exons: 1
Coding region: 1-738 (245 amino acids)
Biological process (GO): protein dephosphorylation
Molecular function (GO): protein tyrosine phosphatase activity
Source: RefSeq, a predicted model, not a curated record
AUGACUGUAAACAAAGAAUUGAGAGAUAUCCUGAACGGGUAUCAUGACAACAUAAAGUCGAAGAUCGGAGAAAACAAGCUGGACGAAGCCAUAUACCUAGUUGAUUCGUUAUCAGCAACAUUCAAGUUUCCACCUUCCUCCUAUGAUAGGUCGCCAUGCACCCCUUAUAGCAAUGAAGUGUCCGAAAAAUAUGAGAUUAAGGAGUAUGUGAACGCAUCCUUCAUUCCAACGUCGGAGACGUUGUUUAUAGCUGCACAGAAUCCAAAGGACGAAAAAAGAGAUGCUUUUAUUGAUCUCCUGGUGAAAUCGAAAGCCAAUCUUGUUAUAUCUCUGAUCAAUGACCCGAAAUACUUCGAAGAAGAAUGGCUCCAGAGCAGGAAGGUCAUAAAGCACAUGGGCAAGGACCUGUUUAUCGAUGAGGUCUAUAAUGUUCGAGGAAGAAGUGUAAGAAGACUUAGGUACAUCAACUGGGUUGACUUCUCUGUGAUCACGCAGGAGGAAAUGGAGACUUUCCACUCCUAUUUCGACUCAAUCCGCACAGACCCUGUGGUUGUGCACUGCAUUGCAGGUGUUGGAAGGACAGGGACGUUCAUUAUGUAUGAUAUUCUUAAAAAAAUGAAGGGCAUCACUCUAGAUACAUUUGUGGAUGUCUUCCUAAAUCUUAGGAGUAAAAGAGCGCAUCUUGUGACGAACAAAGCUCAGCUGGAAUUCUUAAAAGAUAUUUUCCUGAAGGAUUAA